This is a messenger RNA of Sabethes cyaneus, 483 nucleotides long. Its product is annotated as peptidyl-prolyl cis-trans isomerase NIMA-interacting 4. The transcript is spliced from 2 exons. The coding region runs from base 77 to 472 and encodes 131 amino acids. The record is from RefSeq and is a predicted model, not a curated record. NCBI's taxonomy places the organism in Eukaryota, Metazoa, Arthropoda, Insecta, Diptera, Culicidae. Gene Ontology annotation, molecular function: DNA binding; peptidyl-prolyl cis-trans isomerase activity. Gene Ontology annotation, biological process: rRNA processing.
GUAAAAUGUUUUUGUUUACGUUUUGAACCGAGCUUUUCAGUAAAAUUUCGUUUCGUUACAAUUCAAAUAACAUACAAUGCCUCCUAAAAAGGAAUCUAAAGGCGCAGCUAAAAACGUACCAGCCAAAGGAGGAGGAAAGAAAAAUACUGACGAGGCUGCCGGCAAAGAGAAAAAAGGUGGCAAUGCGGUUAAAGUACGACAUAUUCUGUGUGAGAAGCAAGGUAAAAUAUUAGAAGCAUUGGAAAAACUAAAGGAAGGACAGAGUUUUAACGUAGUGGCUACUAACUAUAGCGAAGAUAAGGCUAGGCAAGGAGGUGACCUCGGAUGGCAAAUUCGCGGGUCAAUGGUAGGCGCAUUUCAGGACGCUGCAUUUGCAUUGCCAAUUUCUACGAUAAAUGCUCCCAAAUACACCGAUCCACCUAUAAAAACAAAAUUUGGCUACCAUAUUAUAAUGGUCGAAGGAAAGAAAUAAACGUUAAAUGU